AUGGAGGCUCUGAAACUUUUUCCUCUCUACAUUGCUCUUCUUCUUACUCUCUCUCACUCUGCUUCAGACGUUGAGUUGAUUUUGCAAAAGCUCAAGCCUUCACUAAAAGGGGAUUCGGAGAAUUUCCUGUUGUCUACGUGGAAUGCUUCUGUGCCACUUUGUCAGUGGAGAGGCCUCAAAUGGGCCAUCAACAAUGGCACUAAUUUAGUUUGUACUGACCUCUCUUCCCCACAAUGGACUAGUCUUUCUCUAUACAAAGACCCCUUUUUGCACCUUAUUUCUGUUCGACUCCCAUCGGCAAAUCUCUCAGGAAUACUACCUAGAGAGAUAGGGGAAUUUUCAAAUCUCGAAAGUCUUUAUCUUGGCGUAAAUGCACUUUCUGGGACAAUCCCUUUGGAGCUUGGGUAUAGUUCUUCUUUAUCAGAUAUUGAUUUAAGCCACAAUUUGCUUUCUGGGUCUUUGCCAACAUCCAUUUGGAACCUCUGCGAUCGCCUGGUUUCACUUCGGCUUCAUGGCAAUUCUUUAUCUGGUUCUCUUCCUGAUCCUGCAUUACCAGUUGCUAUUUGCAAGGAUUUGCAUUUUCUUGAUUUGGGACAAAAUACGUUUUCUGGAAACUUUCCAGAGUUCAUUACUAGGUUUGAUGGGCUUAAAGAGCUUGAUCUUGGGAACAAUAUGUAUUCUGGUCCAAUUCCAGAGAGUAUUACUGGACUAAAGUUGGACAAAUUGAAUCUUUCACACAAUAAUUUUAGUGGGGUGUUGCCAAAAUUUGAAGAAUCAAAGUUCGGGGUGGAUGUUUUUGAGGGGAAUAGUCCUACUCUUUGUGGGCAACCCUUGAGAUCUUGUGGUGGAAGCUCAGGAUUGAGUUCCGGUGCAAUUGCUGGAAUUGUCAUUGGUUUGAUGACUGGUGCUGUAGUUCUGGUUUCAUUGUUGAUUGGGUAUUUUCAAGGGAAGAAACGGAAGAGUGUGGACGAAGAGGAGGAAUUGGAGGAAGGAGAGGAUGGAGAAGAAGGCGGCGGUGGUGGUGAGGGGAAGUUAGUCAUGUUUCAGGGCGGCGAGCAUUUGACAUUAGAGGAUGUCUUGAAUGCAACGGGGCAACUUAUGGAGAAGACGAGUUAUGGGACUGCAUACAAGGCAAAAUUAGCCGAUGGAGGAACCAUUGCUUUAAGGUUGUUGAAAGAAGAAUCCAGAGUCGGAAAACCAGUGCUGAAUUGGGCUAGGCGACACAAGAUUGCUUUGGGAAUAGCCAAAGGACUAGCUCAUCUUCAUGGUCUUGAGACACCAAUAACUCAUGGGAAUGUGAGAUCGAAAAAUGUUCUUGUAGAUGAUUUCUUUGUGGCCAGGCUCAACGAGUUUGGACUUGACAAGAUAAUGAUUCCAUCUGUAGCUGAUGAAAUAGUUGCACAAGCUAAAACCGACGGCUACAAGGCUCCGGAACUUCAGAAGAUGAAGAAAUGCAAUUCCCGAACAGAUGUUUAUGCGUAUGGAAUACUUCUCCUCGAGAUUCUACUUGGAAAAAGGCCAGGUAAGAAUGGAGUAAAUGGGGAGUUUGUUGAUUUGCCUUCACUGGUGAAAGUGGCAGUUUUGGAGGAAGCAACAAUGGAAGUGUUCGACGUGGAGCUGUUGAAGGCAACGAAGAAUCCUAUGGAAGAAGGGCUCGUUCAUGCAUUAAAACUUGCAAUGGGAUGUUGUGCUCCGGUGGCUUCUGUUCGGCCUACUAUGGACGAGGUUGCAAGGCAGUUGGAAGAGAAUCGACCGAGGAAUAGGUCUGCUAUAUACAGCCCCGCUGAAACUCGAAGUGGAAGUGGUACCCCUUUCUGA
Molecule: messenger RNA, 1818 nt
Organism: Fraxinus pennsylvanica
Lineage: Eukaryota; Viridiplantae; Streptophyta; Magnoliopsida; Lamiales; Oleaceae
Source: the annotation of a GenBank genome assembly